AUGGCCAUGAAUUUUGUCACUUUCAAUCAGGACUACAGCCACCUGGCUGUCGGUACCUCGAGAGGGUUCCGAAUCUUUACCACCGAUCCAUUUGCGAAAUGCUUCGAGUCCAGAGAUGCUGGCAACAUUGCCAUCCUCGAAAUGCUCUUCUCGACUUCUUUGGUCGCCCUCAUUUUGUCGCCGAGAAGACUGCAGAUCAAGAAUACUAAGCGGGAUUCCAUUAUAUGCGAGCUCACAUUCCCCACGACGGUCUUGUCAGUCCGUCUGAAUCGAAAGAGAUUGGUCAUUGUGCUAGAGGAUCAGAUAUACCUUUACGACAUCCAAACCAUGAAACUGCUCUACACAAUUGAGACAUCUCCAAAUCCUACCGCAAUCUGUGCACUAUCUCCAUCGUCGGAAAAUUGUUACCUUGCCUAUCCACUUCCACAGAAAGCGGCUUCUUCCUCUUUUGCGCCGCCCUCCCAUACCCCACCAAACAGUACCCACGUCCCGCCGACCUCAGGCGAAGUUUUGAUCUUUGACGCUGUCAAGUUAGAGGCCGUAAACGUUGUCGAAGCGCAUCGGUCACCUUUAUCUUGCGUGACGUUUAAUAAUGAAGGCACCGUUCUUGCCACUGCAUCAGACAAGGGGACCAUUAUUCGAGUCUUCUCGGUGCCAGAUGCUCACAAGCUAUAUCAAUUCCGCAGAGGUUCUAUGCCAUCAAGAAUAUUUAGCAUGGCCUUUAACAUCACUUCCACCUUACUGUGCGUCUCUUCGGCCACCGAGACCAUCCAUAUAUUCAAGUUGGGACCACAAACCCGAACAAGCGAAGAUGGUAACGAACCUGUCUCUCCUUCUAAAAUCUCCACUGCAUUUACCAGGCGAUUGAGUCAUGGUAGCGAUACUCUCUAUGACGAUGACAAUGGUGAAGAUCAAGAUGGAUCGACGUCACCAACUGCGAUCUCAAAUCGCAAGCCCAAUGGCACAUUCAUGGGAUUGCUGAGGAGAACAAGUCAACAUGUAGGCAUUAAUCUUGCCUCAACGGUGGGUGGCUAUCUUCCUAAAGGCGUCGCAGAAAUGUGGGAACCAUCCCGGGAUUUCGCCUGGAUCAGACUUCCGCGGUCAGCUUCAGGAACUGCACCAAGCCAAUUGCGAAGUGUGGUUGCAAUGAGCAGCAAUUCGCCUCAAGUCAUGGUAGUAACCAACGAAGGCAAUUUUUAUGUCUUUAAUAUUGACCUCGCCAAAGGUGGAGAGGGAACUUUAACGAAGCAGUAUUCGUGA
Exophiala aquamarina CBS 119918 is the source of this 1260-nucleotide messenger RNA. Its product is annotated as autophagy-like protein 18. Lineage: Eukaryota; Fungi; Ascomycota; Eurotiomycetes; Chaetothyriales; Herpotrichiellaceae. The record is from RefSeq and is a predicted model, not a curated record. The transcript is spliced from 4 exons. Gene Ontology annotation, biological process: protein localization to phagophore assembly site; nucleophagy; protein lipidation. Gene Ontology annotation, cellular component: cytosol; phagophore assembly site membrane; extrinsic component of membrane. Gene Ontology annotation, molecular function: protein binding; phosphatidylinositol-3-phosphate binding; phosphatidylinositol-3,5-bisphosphate binding. Bases 1 to 1260 code for a protein of 419 amino acids.